Molecule: messenger RNA, 6228 nt
Organism: Plasmodium coatneyi
Lineage: Eukaryota; Apicomplexa; Aconoidasida; Haemosporida; Plasmodiidae
Exons: 10
Coding region: 1-6228 (2075 amino acids)
Source: RefSeq, a predicted model, not a curated record
AUGGAAAUAAAACUGAACGUAGUAUUCAACGAAGUUUUAUUGAUGAGGACGGAGGAACAUGGCAUAGAAAAUCACGACAAAGUGUUUGUCGACAAGCAGCAAAAUGUCCUAUGCGUGCAAUGCAUGAACAAAAUAUUUUUCAACAAAUCCCCCUUAUAUAAAAAAUAUGCGUUGUUUAAAAGUGUGAAUGAAAUAUACUCCAUAAAGAAUUGCCAGGACUUUCGGUACCACUUUUCCUUUUUCCUGUUAGAUCACACUUUGUUUCUGUCAAAUACGUUUAGCUAUUUGGAGGGUACGUCGGAAAGGGGCGUCAAUGAAAAUGGUAGCGAUGGUGAAAAUGGUGACACCUGUACUGAUUGGCAGCUGCGUAGAAACUUCUACAGGGUCAGAAAAAGCAACGGAGGCAAAAACUCCAACGGAGGAGGUGGUGGGAAUAAAAAUUGUUAUGCCCAUGCGGCCAAUAACGAAUUAAUCACUUUGGCCACCAAUGCAUGCAAAGAAUUUCUAAGCACCUGCUCUGAAGAUCUCUGUAACAUUUUUAAGGAUGCAAUAUAUACCUGUGUACUUGUGAGGUUAAAAAAAUUCUCUACCAAUGAGAAAAAAUAUUUUUAUAUUUUUAAAUUGUUAAAAAAAUUAAUGGAUGAGGUAGCAAUUAUACACACUACAUUGAAGAACGAAUCGGCAGUCAUUGAAGAAUUUAUAAAGUUGUUCGUGCAGAAUUAUUCUAUAUCUGAUGAUUUGAAAAACGAGAAAAAGGGCAAGGAUUGCUCUUCCUUGGGGGACCGAAGCAUUUGCCCAAAUGGGGGAAGCACCGACGAUGGUGGUGUCGAGAGUGAAAAUGGCACACGUGAGGAUUCCUUCAGUGACAACCACCGCCAUGGCAACGGCAACGUUAACCGCAGGCAUGACGAGGGGCUCCUCCUCACGCUGCAAAUUAUUUACAAACUGUGGGGGGACAAUUCGCUAUGGCAAAUUAACAAAGAAUUGCUAAAAAACUUUUUUUCGAAUCUUAUCAAACAUUUUAAAUGCACCAAUAAGAACACACACUUGUGUAACUACUACAUAGAGUUCAUUUAUAUAAUUACGAAAAAUUAUAAUGACAUAAGUUAUUUUUUUAAUACCAUAAUUUUUGGUACCCCCGAAAAGUUCGUACGAGAAGGCAAGAAAAGUCGCGAAGUCCCUCUUGUCCCUCACGCACGUUGCAACACCUCCUGUUCGAACGACUGCGGUAGCCAACAUCGCAUCCAACAUAACAGCCAACAUCGCAGCACUAGCAACACCCGCAGCGGCAGCGACAUCAGCUGGGGCAGCCAAAGCAAUACCCUCCGUGACCACUCCUGUUCUAACCAACUGUGCGGGAAAAAUGACGAACAUUUUGAGCCUUUCCAGACUGACACACCUGGCCAAUUUUUUAAACGUGGCCAGAAUAAUUCGAGUGAAAAUGGUCUUGAGCAGAGUCAAAUCGAAAAUAAGCAAUGUCAUCAGGAGGGCGGGAAUAUUUUCCAACCCAAAGGCAGUGAAGAAAAAUAUAACGAAAAAUACGAUAAGGAAGCCCAAAUAAAAUUCGAAAAUGUGAAAUCGGUGCGUGUGCAAGGGGGCAAAACCCGGUUGAAGACGUUUUGCCGAGGUAGAGGGAACAACACAUGUGUAGAUGAGUGCGACCAACCGGAUCUGCACUUCGCACAGGAGAGUCCCUACAACAGUGACUCAUUUUAUCACGCUACAUCAUCCGAAGAGGAAAAUUUCAAUGCAUUGUUUGUCCAAGAAAAGGAAGAAAACAAGUCGGGUUUCCAAUCAUCGCAGGGGAUUAACAAAUUAGGGAGAUGCACGGAUUAUGGGCAAGAAUUCACCUACGUGAAUAAUUAUGGGGAAAGCACCAAUUGCAAAGAAAGUGCUGCGUAUUAUUGGCACCCUUUUGGAAGAGAACGCAGUGGGGAUGAAGAUCGAGUAUCGAAUGAAACAGCGGCGAGGAAAGGUGAAAAGCAGCUCUCCAAGGUGCGUUACUACGAUGAUAUGAAUUCCACCACACACAGCGGUAGCAGCGGCCCUGUGCUGAAUUACUGUGACAGUGGCAGCACGACUGGAGAGGGUUCAGCAUGGAUUGAAGCGAGAGAAGGGUUGAAAAUGCUGCAACAGUUGGAGCAGUUUGAAGAGCAUGCACCGUUGGAAGAGCUUCCCCUAUUGGAGGAUCUUCCAAAUUCUGAAUCGGGCGAAAGGCUGCAACUAAUGGAACAGUUCGUCGGGGGGGACGCAGAAGGGUGCCCCGGCAUAUACAAAGGAGGAAAAGAAAAACACGAAGAGAUAAAUCAUUCCAGGGGGAGAAGCAGCCCAAGCAUAUUCUCCAAAACGUCCAACACCGAUUCGGACACGGAGAAUGAGAAAGACACCCUCUGCGCGGAAGAGCGAUAUGAAGCAGAUUCUGGCAAGUGCAGCAACAACACCCCUUUGAGGAUACCGAAGAGGAGGGAAAACAUCCAAAAUUUCAUCACCCUGUGUAAUAACUUACAAGAAACACUACUAAACAAUUUUUGCAAAGAUACUCAAAUGAAGUGCUUAGAAAUAUUUUACAAAUUCUGCAGCAUCGACAAAGCGAUUGUUAAUAUUAUUCUGUCCAACACGUCCCUCAUAGAAUGGGUCUUCGAUUUUCUGUCAAACACAAAAUAUGAAUGCUUAAGAGAAAAGACGUUGAAAUUUUUGGUUACCUUUUUUAUUCACAAUUCUCUUUUUGCUCAUACCCAUGCUCAUUAUAUGAUUGAUGUACUGAUCGACAUAAUUUUGAAAUACGUAAAUAAAAGGUACAGUGCGUAUAACCAGAUUAGUGAUGAUUAUUCGAACUUCUUUAACUUUUUAAAGGCCCUUAAUAUGCUCAUCGAUGGGUCUCACUCGUCACUAAAUAUUUUUCACGUGUUUAAAAUUGUAAAUAUAGUUUCCUUCCUGGUGGUUGUAUCAUCCCCCGAUACUGUUCCUAAGAGCGUCAAAGAAAUCGUCGCCUUUUUUGAAGAUUUUAUAUUCGAAAAGGAGGAGAAAAUCCACAAGGACAGUUUAAAAAUGAAACAAUACGAGGUGGAUAAAAGGGGUAACAAUGAAAUGGUUUCUCUGGCAAACAAGGAAGUGUUGUCCACCUUUUGUAUGAAAGAACAACCUGACGUGCUGGAUAGGUUUACUAAACAAAAACGCAACACUGGGGAUGGUUUCUCCGAUGAAAUGGAAACGCGGCACUCCCUCCUCGGCUAUACCCACAUUAGGAACAUAAAUAAGGAGAACCCCAUUUGGGGGAACAACCUAAAGGGAGAGAAGCCAAGUGAUGCCGCUCCCCUUGAUGAAAGAAGGAACCAAAAGGAGGAGUUAAACAAUCAAAUGAACAAAGUCUACAUAGCCAACAUUUCAGCCCUUUUUAGAGUCCUCAAAACAGCUUUAAAAAUAAUGAAAAUGGUAAAUGUGAACAAAACAGAUGUUUACGUAGAACUCAUUUUUAACGAGCAAAAUGAUUACCUAUACAAUGUCUCUGUAGCGGUCAUGAAAUUGCUCUUCUCCUUAAUAUAUAUCCUAAACAAAAAUGAAAAGUUUCUAAACAACCUAAAGAUAAUUGAUGAGCAGGGGGACACAGACAAUGGAAGUGACUUACAAGUGUUAACCUUCGUAAAAUUAACACUGUACUUAUUUAUCGAUUUGCACACUUUUUUUAAAAAGACUGUUAAGCAGAGUAACCACCCUUUCGAUAAGGAUAUCAUUUACUUUAUUAAAUUUUUAUACCUGUCCUGCAUUUUUAUUUUUGAAAAUAUAUGUAUAAGAAAGAAGCUCUUUCGGAAUGUAAGCACCAGUUUGUUCUUCUCCUCCUUCUUCACCCCCUUCUUUCACUUACUAUCUGGUGUUUUAAACCACGUGGAGGAAAUUGCGCCAUCCCCCGUAAGAAAAUCACGCAGUGCAACGAAUUGUGAAGAAGUACUACCGUCUCGAUACCACGAUGAAUGCGUAGCGAAUGACGCAGAGGAGUCUGGCGCACUAAAGUUUGAAAUGUACAAAAGGAAAAUGAGGAAGGUCUUGAUGAGGAGCAAGCCCUUCACCCUCUUUUUUCAGUACACCUCCGGCAGGAAUUAUGACCCCGAGUGUCACAGAAUCCUGGAGAUGCUCCUCCACGAAGAAGACGGAACGCCCAAGGAACGGGAAAACCUGAAGGACAUUUUGAUCGAAAUAAUCAGCAAGCACGACUUUUAUUUUGCGAAAGUUCUACACUUCAAUUUUAACGACAACGGGGGCAUCAUCGAAACGGUCAUCUACAUAUUGUACCUCUGUGUAACGUAUGAUAGGAAAUUUAUUGAGAAAAAGCUAGCUGUCACCAGGGAGGACAAUUAUGUGGAAAAUAUUUUUUCAUUUAACGAUUAUGAGGUUAAUAUUAACCCGCUCUUCCUAUUCAUGUCUCUAUCCUAUUCCUACUAUUUUAUAACCAAGGAAAAAAUAGCAUUCGUUUUUAAGUGUAUCCGAAAGGAGAUGCAUAAAAUUGACCUAUCUGCAUGGCUGGAUAUUAAGAAGAUUAAAAAUAUUUACUUAGCCUUUGACUGCAUUUUCUCCCUAAAAAUUAGCAACACCACUUAUAGCAACUACUUCUCCUUCAUCAUUCACGUGAUCAAAUUGGAGCUCUCCUUGUACCCGUCCAACCAGUCGGCGCAGGUGGACCUUAAAGACCAACGGGAUGAACAGGACCGGCAGGAUCGACAGGAUCAGAGAUUUUACUUGUCCAUUUCGAAAAAUGGGGAUUUGGUGCAGAAGAUUUUCCAAAAUGUAGAAAUGAACACCAUCGAAAGUAACCUCGCCAUAUAUGUAUACUAUUUGAUAAUAAAGUUACGGAAAUAUUCCGCAGAUCACUAUAAAACUAUGAGCUUAUACAAAAUGAUGAACGCUGUCAUCAGGCACAUGCACACAGUUGUAAAUACGCAGGAUGAAAUUGACGACAUCUUCUGUUUUUUUUUUAUAUUUUUCGAAAAUCUGGAAGCAUAUGCACAGACGGAUAUUUUUAAUAUAAUCACCUUGUUGCAGAAAUUGACGUAUUAUGUUAAGGCUUCCUUAGCCAGUUAUUUUGGAAAGGAAAACGAAAAAGCAAGGGAAAAAAGCAGCACUGGGAAGGAAGGCGAUGAUGACGUACUCCACGCUGAUCUCAAAUUUGAAAAUUUCUUCUUCUAUUUUAUUAUAAAUUUAAUUCUAUUCUGUAGGAAAUAUAAGCAAAUUCAAAACAUCAAUGUGUUGUCUUCCUCUAUAGCUCUGAUAGAGUUACUUCUGUAUUGCAUUCAGUUUAGCAAUAACUAUUUUGUGAGUUUAUCUUUCUUCAUAUUAUCUCUUCUCAUUUUGCCUUUACCCGAAACGCCACAAAAAAGUUCCUUCUUACUUAUGACUGUCUCUACAUCAUUUGACAAAUGUGCCGACGAGAUAAUCCCCUCAGAUGACAAAUUAGCUGAACAGACUGAUUGCAGUGCUGGCCGAGAAAAAUAUGUCAUUAGACGGAGUUUGUUUUUUCCCCUCGUCAACAGUGCAGACGUCAUGAUCAGAGUUUCUUCCCUCUCGCUCUUGCUAUGUUUGCUUCUAACCAACGACGUUCUCCUGGUGGAAGACGAGGCCCUAGGAUUCUUCAUCACCCUUAUUAAUAGCUCCUAUUUAAGCGAGUGGAAUGAAACCAUAAACGAUUUGCUCUUCGCCAUAUUCAACGUCCUCCUACUUUCCUCCACUUUGAAUUUACAAACCAAGUCCUUUUGCUUUAACUUCAUUUAUUCCUUUCGGCCGUUUUUCUUAAGAUUCAUAUUGCGCUUAAAUAGGGAUCAGAAAAUUAUUAUCCACAAGUUGUUUUUCCUCCUCAUAACAGUUAAAAUAAAGCCCUUGUGGUUCGACUUGAAGGUCUACGGGGAAAGGGUACUUAAACGCAGGAUUUUGAAGAUCAUUCUGAACGUUGUGACCAAGAAGGACCUGGACCUGGCGACGUUUCACUGCAUAUCCUCCCUUGCGUACGAGGCCUUCCUCUCGAAGGGAUAUAAAACGAGGGGUCCUUACCAAAGCGGUGCAAAUAAAAACGUCAUAGACAAUUUGGAAGAAUACCUGGAAACGUAUAAAAAGAAUGUUAAGGACAACGAUAGGGAUGAUAUUUUCCACACCUCCUCUUUUAGCAAAUUCAAAUGUAAACACAUUGACGAUGACGUCGUUUUGGCUAUUUUAAAUGCGACAAGGUUGUUGUUAUAUCGAUAA